GUGCCACACGGUGUAAACUUCUCCGCAUGCCCCCAUCAAGAGGAAAAAACAUGAAUCUCCUGGGAAACACCACGUGAUUUUUAACUAAUAUUAAACUGAUGCCUAAAUCGAUCAUUGCAGCCGAACCUUUUUCUCCGACAUUUAGAGCUCCUGAUAAUUCAUUGGUUCCUGCUCCAGUUCUUUUUAAACCUCCUGCGAUAUGAAGAUGCUAUUUGCAGCAGUCCUGAUGGCCUGUGUGUCUGUAGGUAGGUCCAAUCCCAGACAGUUACUCCGUCCGUCUGUAAUACAAUGUCCUCCGGCAGGACUUCGUUCUCGGGCUACGUUCUCCGGAACGACCAUAUUCAACCUUCUUAUGAAACAGUGACUCCUGAGUUCAAACCUUUCACAAUAUAAGUGUAUUAUUACAAACUGGGCAACUACAAAAAUUACAGGAUGCAGGGCCAAAUUGUAAGGAUUUCACAGAAGUCAAUGGCUCGCAGCUCAUGACGAAUGUUAAAAAAUGACGAAUAUCUAACUAUAUAAAGUGUUAGGUAAUACGGUGCAUAGCUCGGUGGCUCGUCAGUCGAGGUUACUGAGCCUUUCGAAGAACGGGAAAGUUCAAUAUUUUAGUGGCUCUUUAGUUGGGACUGCUAAGCCACCGAGCCACUUGCUGGUUUAUAUAGCCAUUUUAUGUACUUUUAUCAGUCUCACUGACGAGCAACCCUGUCACUCGAAAGUACAAUAUAUAAUUCUAAAAGAGUCUCCGCUUAUUCUGUAGUUAUGCAAAUAGCUCUUGGAUCAGUUUUUGCAAAGCUAGUAAUUUGUAUCUAUAUCGAAGCCGAUCGAUUCCAUCGACUCUGAUCAUUUUUGUUGUUUUUUAGACUGGCACCCUCGCGAUACCAGAGACUUUUUAUGUGCGGUUUCCGGUUUCUGUCAAGUCAACUUCGUUAUAACGAAGGGCCAUUGGGUUGGCGAAAUAUUUUCGCUACAUCGAGGCUUUCGUUAAGCGUUAUUAGUUCUUUUCCAUAUAAUUUGCUAUUACUUGGGAGAAGAAUAUCGUUUGUUAUACCGAGAACAUCGUUAUGAUAGGUUCCAUCUAGGUUUUCGAGGGAGCGGUCUUUCUGCGGGUUAAACGUUUAGUUUUUCUCGUUUUUGUUUUAGCCAUGUUGAAUUCGAGUUUCGAAUAUUGGCACACUUUUUCUCGAUACUUCCCCUUUGUUGUAACUACAGAUUCUAACAAUGUUGCCUGUAACUUUUAUUCUGUUCUCGCGCUUUUAUUUUGGUCGAACUUUUCGGGAACCUGAAAAAUAAGAGCGAACAACUUUUUUCAAAUGCAAGUUUGCUGGUUAGAUCUGGUGCUAACGAAUUCGGUAACAAAGGCUUUAGCGGCGACAGACCGUUGUAUUGUUCUACAGUAUUCAUAUUGGGUUGUUUCAUUGUGUUAAACACCCUGGUCUCUACGUUAAAGCUAGACAAAGUUCAAGAGGUUUUUUAAGUUUGCUUGUUCCGCAGAAACGACAACCACGUAAAGUUCUACUUCAUCGACUUGAAAAUAGUACGACCAAAGCCCGAUCUCAUGGUUUGUUUUCAUGAAAUAAAAUCGUGACUGAUGGUAGGACAAGGUGUUUAAUACUUAGCUUUGAUUAGACUGUAAAAAUUACCCUUGGGAAUUAUCUAACUCACUGCAAACAAAAGCUGCCCGCUCCGGCACUAUGCCGAAUAGCUUUUGCACCGCCGCGAAAAUCAAACCGGAUAGGACUUCUGUUCACAAAUUUGAACGGUUGUGGCGGCGCGAUUGCGGUCACGGAACUGCGAGGCUGCGCCGCGCCGAUCUGGAAAAAGGAACUUUAGAGUAGUGUGAACACCUAUUCGGCCCAUUAGCGGAAGUAAAUAGGCAGGAGCGAGGACUGGAAUGAACUCACUGUGAUGGAAGUGAAUAUUUAGGAGUGAAGACUGGAAUUUAGUGCAUCAAACCCUCUCAAGCAACCGCGCCGUCACCGCGCCGGCAGGAUGUCCGAUUGGGCUGCCCUGGGUAGUUGCUGUUCAUACGGUACCACACCACGAAAAGCUAUCAGAUAUUAAGUGAACACAGCGUCAGCAUGUCUUGUUUGUGGCACUUGCAAUUCAGAGUGUCGUCUACAAUUUUGUUCACAUAAGAGACAUAUCACUUGAGCAAAGAUGGGAAAGGACAUUAUUCAACCUUCUCCAAACGAAGGCCAUUCAACAAAAGGCCAGAGAAAUUCGGGCAAAAAUCAUGUAAGGCCUAGGCCAAACGACCAAAUUUUCAUGAAACGAAUCUAACUCUAAUUUGGGUCGAUCUUAUUUUAGUUAAGAUGGUCUGUUGGGUAAGACUUCGAACACAGGACGCGUCAAACCAAUAAGCUGGAUCGUACCAAAACCAAUUUUAAUGAAUUUUCUCCUGGCUCAAACAAGACUAAGUAUAAAUUAUCAAACAACUUUUUAAUUUGUUAGUUUAGUCCGUCGCAUGUGGAGAUCGACCGUUUGCCCGGACACGAUCUUCGGACGUUCUAUCCGCCUGAAGCAGAAGGAUAGAACGUGUUGGACGAUCCAAACUCUUUCAGACGAACCCAACUGAGCCAGACGUCGAACGUUUCAUGGACUUAAUUCACUAAGUUUGGUUCGUCUCAUGAAAAAUUCGACGUUUGAACCAGGCUAGGCCUAAAUUAUAAGGCUACAAUGUUGGGGGGAGUUGCUGCGUCCGUUCGUUGGCAGUGGUGUGCUCUCGGCCAAUGAAAAGGAAGAAAAUUUUGCAACAAAUGAUAAAGGCUAUUAUUAUCAUCAUCAUCAUCAUCAUCAUCAUCAUCAUCAUCAUCAUCAUUAUUGUUAUUAUUAUAAUUAUUAUUAUUAUUAUUGUUAUAUAAAGUCUUUUUCUGGGUUUCAUCGCUGUCAAAGAGAUAUCAUUUGAUGCCAUGGCAUUUUUUUUUUCAGCUUUUGGGCUCCAAUGUUACAGUUGUGCCAGUUUUAAAAGCAUGGACGAGUGUCAAGCUGCCCAGGAUAAAGUAAACUGCAGUUCAUCUUUGAUUGAUCCCCGUUGUUCAAAAGAGUCAUACGAGUAUAAAAUCGCCACUGACAUAACAAUGCACACGAAAGGAUGUAAGUCCAAAGACUACUGCGAAUCGGAGGCGCGAAAAAGUGUAUGUAAAGAAGCCAACGGAGAGAAAUGUGAAUCGAGUUGCUGUGAAGGAGAUCUCUGCAACACUAGCCUCGUUCCCGCAGUCAGCGUCCUGCUAAUGGUGUCAUGCGCACUUGUGGCAUUUUCUUGAUGAAGACGUGAGAAUAAUCGCUUCAGUCGAUCAGCCAGUAUAAUUCUAUGUAACCAAGUUUUUUCCCUCUUAUUUCCCUAAUUUUUUAUUUGUUUUGCAUAAUAUCUUCCGUCUAUCUUGGUCGAUUACACGCCGCGGUGUUUAUUAAAUUUUAAGGAUUUCUGAUGCGAAAGGCAGCGUUUAUUUCAAAACUGAUCUGCUUUCUUACAUCACUGAUUACAGUUACUGUUUUAAGUCAUUUGUAAAUACUAUGCAAAAGAGAAAGAUGUUUAAAGUUCCAAUGUUACAACUUUAGAACCGGGAAGAUAACUGAAUGGAGCGAACUUUCGCAAAGACUUCUGGGACUGUAGCCUGCGUGGCAGGCGUUCGAAAGGGAAGGUGAAAGGAAUUAGG
Messenger RNA from Porites lobata, 3656 nucleotides. The record is from the annotation of a GenBank genome assembly. NCBI's taxonomy places the organism in Eukaryota, Metazoa, Cnidaria, Anthozoa, Scleractinia, Poritidae.